Molecule: messenger RNA, 1803 nt
Organism: Fonsecaea nubica
Lineage: Eukaryota; Fungi; Ascomycota; Eurotiomycetes; Chaetothyriales; Herpotrichiellaceae
Exons: 1
Coding region: 1-1803 (600 amino acids)
Source: RefSeq, a predicted model, not a curated record
AUGUUACUGGUCAACACCGACACCCUCAAACUCGAGUCCAUCGUCUACCCGCCUCCCGGCUCCUACGCCAUCCUCUCGCACACCUGGACAAAGGAGGAGAUCAGCUUUCAGGACUGGAAGUGCAUCGAGACCGGCGGUCCCGAGGCCGACGCCCUCAAGGCCAAGGCCGGGUACGCAAAGAUCGAAAUGACGUGCCGCAUCGCAAAGGCCGACGGGCUCAAGUACGCGUGGGUCGACACGUGCGGGAUCGACAAGAGCAGCAGCGCCGAGCUGUCCGAGGCCAUCAACUCCAUGUUCAAGUGGUACCGGGACGCGCACAUCUGCUACGCCUACCUCUCGGAUCUGGAGAACGCGUCGGACACGAGUCAAUUACAGACGUGUCGAUGGUUCACCAGAGGCUGGACGCUCCAGGAACUGAUCGCGCCCCAAAAGGUGCGCUUCUACGACAAGUGGUGGGUCGAGGCCGGCACCAAGGCCAGUUUCCAGGAGCUCCUCGCCACCGUCACCCGCAUCGACGCGGACGUGCUGGUCAACGGCCAGAAUCUCGACUUCGUGCCCGUCGGCAGGAAGAUGUCGUGGGCGGCGCACCGCGAGACCAGCCGGGUCGAGGACCUCGCGUACUGCCUGCUGGGUCUCUUCAACGUCAACAUGCCGCUGCUGUACGGGGAAGGGGACCGGGCGUUUCUCCGUCUCCAAGAAGAAAUCCUCAAGGAGCACAACGACCUGAGUCUGUUCGCGUGGCAAAACACGUCGGGCACCUCGCUCUACCGCGGCAUCUUUGCAGAGUCCCCCACAGAGUUCUCGGACUGCUUCGACCUCAAGGCGCCGCACGAGCGGGAGAGUCUCGGGAACGAAGUCUCCAUCACCAGCAACGGGUUGCGCGCCGAAGGCAUCUUCCUCCCCGGUCAGAAUGACUGCUGCAUUCUCGAUCUCGGGUGCUGUCGCAGCGGAGCCACCACGGAUCCGGAAUGGUUGUACGUCCGCCUCAAAAAGGUGGGAGAGACGUUCGUCCGCGUCCUGCCGAAACACGUCACGGCCGAGAAAUCACGGCUCAUCUGGUGGCAGGGCAGCAGGCGCACGGUGUACGUCCGCAAGAGUGUCCACAGCCAACAGCUCACCGAGGCCAACUACCGCAUAUCCAGCGUGACGAUCCAGUUCGCCGAGUCUCUCCGGGGGAAAACGAAGCUGUGCGAUGUAUUGCCUCCACAGCAUUGGGAGGCAGAGACCACGCGAUUCUUCGGCUUCGAAUCCGCCAGCUUCACCGGCAUCGUACCGUUUGUGUUCGAGACAUCUCCCCCAGCACCUCGACUGCGGAGACGUCUCGUGCUCCUCUGCGGCGUGCACAAGUCCUUCAUCCGAAGCUGGAGGCUCGAUUCAUGGGCCGCCAUCUUCCAGGAGUCCGGUGCGAACGACGACCUCUCGACGGCGCUGGUGGCGCUGGCCCACGGCGACGACGCGAGCCUCUCCGAAACCCACCGGCAACACGUCAUCAAGGACGUGCUGUUUGCCAACUUCUCAGACACGUACGGGGUGUUGCGCGGCCUGGAUAAACGAAACUCAGUCCUGAUCAAGGACCAAGCCAGUCGGACCCAGUAUACUCUGUCGUUGGAGAUGCACGACGUCCCCGUGGGGAACACAUGGCGGGCCACAACGGCGACUAUCAACUGCGAGACGGUAAAUGUGCCCGUGGAGAAGGUCAGAAACCCGAAGGGACUCGUGAAAACAGAGGUCAAAAAGGUCGAGUCGUCGUUGAUGCCGAUAGAUACCAUCAAGCCCAGAGCCUCUGCUGUGGGUGUGGUGUAG